CUGAAAUCGUUGAACCAUGAUUUGCAAAACAGAUGCAGCAGCAUAAUUUCCAAGUGUUUAGGGCCUGCUAAUCAGAGAGGAAAUCUUCCCCAGACUUUAGCACAAUUAAGGAAAGGUCUGUCACAGUACACCAAAGAUGUGUUCUCUAAAAAAAGGGAAGCGGCCACGCAUCUGAUGAUCUUCAUGGUGGCUGAUGAACGCAGGGACAUGAAGCCCUAUGCCAUUCCAGUGAGAGCCCUGCCAUUCAAGAGCAUAAAAGAUGCAAAAGUUAGGCAACUUCGUGAAAUGGAAAACUUGGGGAUGGUAGUUGUG
Messenger RNA from Porites lobata, 312 nucleotides. Lineage: Eukaryota; Metazoa; Cnidaria; Anthozoa; Scleractinia; Poritidae. The record is from the annotation of a GenBank genome assembly.